Molecule: messenger RNA, 2751 nt
Organism: Apus apus (common swift)
Lineage: Eukaryota; Metazoa; Chordata; Aves; Apodiformes; Apodidae
Gene: N4BP3
Product: NEDD4 binding protein 3
Exons: 5
Coding region: 110-1903 (597 amino acids)
Cellular component (GO): cytoplasmic vesicle
Source: RefSeq, a predicted model, not a curated record
GACCGGGGGGCGCGUUCAAACACGGCGAGGGAAGGAGAAGGGAGAGGAGCGGGGUCGGGAUCGCAGCGCCGCCGGCAUGUGCUGGUACCGGGCUUUUCUCUAAUUCUCCAUGGCAGCAGCACAGGGUCCUGUGACCUGUGAGCCUGACACCCGCGUCCUCGGCACCUACCUCUCCUCGGAGCCCGUCGUUGGCAGCAUGGGCAGCGUGGGCAGCCUGGUGGAGAAGCAGGAUCUGUCCCCCCUGGAGCUACGGGCCCCACUGGGGGGAUCGCGGGGGCUUCGGCAGCCUGAUGGCUUGCUGCGGAAGGGGCCAAGCCAGCGGGAGCUCUUUGGCUACCUGCAUGGGGCCAAGAAGGAGAUGCGGUCGGAGCGGAAGCACCAGGCGUCGGCUGCCUGCUACAAGAGGGACUACGAGAGCGACCGCGAGAACCGAUCCCCUGAGCGCUGCUCCCGGGAGCAUCACCGUGGAGCUGACUUCUCCAAGAGCUCCCUGCCCGAGCGGGGACGCUUCGACAAGUGCCGAAUCAGGCCCUCAGCUUUCAAGGCAGUGGCUGGGAAAGGGCUGGUCUCCAUGCAGGGCCUGUCCUCGUCUAAGGGGCAGAAGCUGUCCAAGAGCAAUGGGAGCCUGCACACGCUGCUGUCGCAGAGCAGCACGGCAGCCUCGCAGCAUGGCCCGCUCCGCACCCACCUGCUCCACGCCAUCAGCCUGGAUGAAGCCUCCGACUCCAGCCACAACUCCAUCCAGAGCUUCCCUUCCUAUGGCUCCCGCCUCAAACCUGCCCAGAGCCAAUUCAGCGCCUCCAUGGGCCACAUCAACCACAUCGGAGGCUCCUUGGACAGGGUCUCCCGGAGCCCCAGGGACCCUCUGGCCCCUGAGAAGGCACCUCUGUCCUGCAAAAGCAUGGCCACACUGAGCCGGCUGCAGAGCCCCGGGGAGCCCCCACCACCCUAUGAGUUCACCUACUCACUGGAGGAUGCUGUGAAGCAGCUGGAGGACCGGCUGCAGGAGACAGGAGGAGAGCUGCGGCAGCUCAAGAGGAGCCUUAGUGAGACUGAAGACCCUUUCACACAGGUGUUUGAGGACAAGCAGCGGCUGUGGCUGGAUGAGCUGGAGGACCUGAAGCAGAUGUACAUGGCCCGGCUGCAGCAGGUGACGCAGCAGGCGCAGCGCGGGCAGCGCGGGCUGCAGCUGCAGCUCUACAAAGCACAGCAGGAGAAGAAGCGGCUGCAGGAGGAGCUGAGCAUGCAGCAGUGCCAGUGUGAGGAGACCAAGCUCCGGCAGACCCAGGGCGAGCACGUCAGCCCCAAGCUGGAGGAGACCAAGUGGGAGGUGUGCCAGAAGGCAGCAGAGAUCUCCCUGCUGAAGCAGCAGCUCCGGGACACCCAGGAGGAGAUGGCUCAGAAGCUGGGUGAGAUCUUCAGUCUGAAGACGCAGCUGCGGGAGGCCAAGGCAGAGGUCCAGGCCAGGGACUCCCAGCUGGCACAACUGGCAGACUCCUUCCAGAGCCCCCCAGAGCCCAGUGCCCCACUGCUGCUGGGUGACGACCCCAUGCCAGUGUGCCAGGACUUCCCUGGCUGUGAAACUGAUGACUCCAAGUGCCGAGGCCUUCACAGCGACACGGCGGAGCCGCUGGAGCGGCAGGUGGAGUGGCUGUGGGCAGAGCUGCUGCGGGAGCGGCGCCAGGGCCAGCUGCAGGCUGUGAACUUUGAGCUGGAGAGGAAAACCUGGCAGGAGGAGAAGGAGAAGGUGCUGCGGUACCAGCGGGAGCUCCAGGCCAGCUACAUGGAGAUGUACCACCGGAGCCAGGCGCUGGAGCGGGAGCUGCGGCAGCUGCGCUCAGAGCCCAGGGACGGCGGCGCCGACUCCCCGUGGAUCGAGCGGGUGGAGUCCUCCAAGAUCUGAGCAUGGGAUGCUGGUAGGACUGUGAAAGGGGAAGGUCUCUUACUGCUGCAACGGGACGGUCUCAGGAUCUGCACAAGGACCAGCUGCUCAGCACUGCCCUGGGGAGGACUGAUUGCGACAAGGGAGCUUUUCCGUCUUGCAACACUUCAGACCCUUCCGAGGGGGAUCCUGGAGAGGGGGCGUCAUCUGUGCCAGGGUGGGGGUCUUGCAUGUGCCCCGUGCUCUGACUCCAGGAGCAUUUGCCCUGUGAUUCCUUCUGCCAUGGGGGCAGAAACCUAGCACUCGGUGAGACAUUCCCUGUCCCUCCUGCUCUGCCACCCCUGUUCCCUACAACCCAGUAACUUAAAUGUUUUACUAAGGAGAGGCUCAAGUCCUGUCCCCAAUCCUGCUGCCUUGCUGUAGGGGUUCCAGCUGCUGCUUGCAGUGGCUGUCCUGUCAGCAGGGUCCUGGAGCUGGCCGUGUCCUGUGCCUGCACCAACUGGUCUGUGUUGAUGUGGGAACUCAGAGGAGGAAAGCCCUGACAAAUCCUGGUACUGGGGGGGGAGGCAGCUGCCCCUGCACGUCUGUUGGGGCUUUCCCUGCCCAUGGAGGGUGGUAAAUGCAGCUUCCCUGCAGGAAAGCUGAGGUAUGCGUGCCUUGUGCAAGGAGGAAAGGGAACCUGGUCCCCUGCCUUGGGGGAGGGGAAGGAGAACUGGGGCAUGUAGGCAGGGGGCCGAGAUGCUCCCCGAGCUGGGGAACCCCCGCGUCACCCCUCCCAGGCGCUGGAAGGGGCCCUGCUCUGCGCCUGUAACAGCGGAAGGCCAGGCCCGGCCCAGCUCUUUCCUGCAAUAAACCCGAUUUCCUUCUUC